Ceraceosorus bombacis is the source of this 1859-nucleotide messenger RNA. Lineage: Eukaryota; Fungi; Basidiomycota; Exobasidiomycetes; Ceraceosorales; Ceraceosoraceae. The record is from the annotation of a GenBank genome assembly.
AUGCCGCUCGAUGCUAGCCAGACGUUGGGCGUCGAGGUGCCCAUUCCUCCUUACCUGCUCCUCCCGCUGCUCAAUUCGCCCUUGCAAGGCGAUGCCAACGCAUCUCCCUUCAUCCCAACACUGCCCAUCACCACGACGUACAAAGAGUGGACGCGCACCACGCACUUUCUGCCCGCCGCAUUUCCUCGCGCCCACACGCUUUGCGUAGCUCCAGCCUUGGCACGUCCCACCCUUCCCACAUCCAAGGACCACGAGCGACAGUUGCGCAAGGACGAGUUUGGGCGUUGGAGAGAUCACUGGAAAGGAUUUUCUGCAGAGGAUUACUUUCCUGCCAGGUCGGAGCGGGAGGCCAAUGAGACAGCACAGAGGUUGGCCCAGGAACAACGGUCGACACCUCUUUGGAAUGUGGUGCAGAGAUGGUGCAGGAGAGAUUGCGAGGUGCCAGAGAAUGGGCUGAUCCUUAUUGCUGCUCAUGCCAACGGCAUGCACAAGGAGGUGAGCGGGGGGCGCACAGAGCACAGCCCAUGCAUCGCAAGUUGUCAAAGUCGCACAGAGCAAUGCGCUUACGGGACGACUGGCUGCUGGCACUUUCAGACCUUUGAGCCGUGCUUGGAAGCCUUGAUACACCACUCCAGCACGCCCAUAGCUGAGAUCUGGUCGCUCGAUACCAUCGACUCUGGCUUUUCCGGUGUGGUGAAUGAGGGUAAGCUGGGCCCUUCAGGUGAGCAGUGGAGCUCUGCGGACCCCUUUGGAUGAACUGGUGUCGUUGACUCGCUUGUAGUAACUCUUCACGACGCGGACAGCGUCUUGGUGUGAUCAAGCGAGAGAUCUCCUGAAUCUCAUUCAUCACUUGCCAGAACCCGGACAAGAUGCUUCGGAGGUGCUGAGAAGGAAAGAGAAGGGAGGUUAUGCAGGCACGAGACCCAUAGUGGGCAUCGGACAUAGCUACAGUGAGUCACAUGCGUACGUGGAGACAGUCGAUCUCGAUGGCCCGUCUCAAGACUGCUGACUGAAGUAUGAAUGCUUGCGCUGGAUGCAUCCUCUUCCUGUCUGCUCCACCUGCUCCGACUCUUCGAGUGCAGGCGGCUCCGCAGUUCUUCGCUUGGCCUCAGCCGUUCCCACAGCGCUGGACGGAAUCAUCUUUAUCGAUCCCGUUCUCUUGCGACCCGAAGUGCUCAGCAAGCGACCCAAGCCCGAGUUCAACGCUCGAGGUCAGGGAGCAGUGGCAAGACGCGACGUCUUUUCGGACAGGUGAGGCAAAAGUCUUGUCCUGCAGGGAAUCUGGUCCAUUGACCCUCCCAACCUCCCACCUUCGCUUUUCCCCUGAUGACGAUCAUCGUAGGCAAGAAGCGAUGCGAUAUUUCCAGUCCAGACCUUUCUUCAGCAAGUGGGAUCCUCGAACGCUUCAAGCAAUGGUAGAACAUGGUCUAGUACCUCUAGAUCCCAUCUCCGCGCCGCAAGGUGCCGUGCGGCUAGCCAUGCAUCGAGCCAGGGAAGCGGCAGUGUUUGGUCAAAGUUGGCAAUCCACCUUGUCCUACGCUUCCGGUCUCAUCAAGCGGCACACUUGCAAAUUUCACGCCGUCCUCAUGGCCAAUUCGGACCUGAUCACCGACGGCUUUGCGGACAUUACGUUUGUAAAGGAUAUCAAGGAUUGGGGCGGUACUAGCCACAUCAUGCCCGGAAAUCACCUCGUGGUGCAAGAGCAGCCGGACAAGCUGGGUGAGCCAGACGUCUGGCUACGCGUUCUUCAUGCACAAGAGCUCAUUCGCGCUUUCGCGCCCCUGCUUUCAGGCGAACAUCUCGCUACAGUGCUCGAUGCGUGGUACGCACAUCGACCCAGUUUCGAGGCUAGAUUAUGA